CCGCCAGAAAAUUUUUCUCCUGUUAUUGGCAAAAUUUACAGAUCAUCAUUUCCACGGAUCGAAAACUUUGAUUUUUUGAAAAAAUUAAAUCUCAAAUCAAUCUUGGUUUUAAUCCCAGAGAUAUAUCCAAUGGAAAAUCUAGUCUUUCUAAAUAAUCAAAACAUCAAUUUUUUUCAAAUUGGUAUGCCUGGAAACAAAGAACCUUUUGUCAAUAUUGAACAAGAUAUUAUAACCAAGGCCUUGGAGAUUGCUAUCAAUCCAGAUAACCACCCUUUGUUGAUCCAUUGUAAUAGAGGAAAACAUAGAACUGGUUGCUUGGUUGGUUGCAUAAGGAGACUACAAAAAUGGAGCCUCACAAUGAUCUUUGACGAGUAUAGAAGAUUUGCUGCUCCAAAAGUGAGACCUCUCGACCAGCAGUUUAUCGAGUUAUACAAUGAGAAUAAAAUCGUUUUGAUUGCAAAACAAAACAACUGGUUGCCUUUGGCUUGGUGA
Molecule: messenger RNA, 492 nt
Organism: Ascoidea rubescens DSM 1968
Lineage: Eukaryota; Fungi; Ascomycota; Saccharomycetes; Ascoideales; Ascoideaceae
Gene: SIW14
Product: putative tyrosine protein phosphatase SIW14
Exons: 1
Biological process (GO): protein dephosphorylation
Cellular component (GO): cytoplasm
Molecular function (GO): phosphatase activity; inositol diphosphate tetrakisphosphate diphosphatase activity
Source: RefSeq, a predicted model, not a curated record